UUUUUUUUGGUCUUUGUAUAAAGCAAUAAUUAACAGCAUAUGCCAGAGCAAACCAAAGUACAGGAUACAAGAGGCUCUGAAAACACGGAAGAAUCUGUUCAAUUGACUGAAGAAACCCAUUCAGAACAACAACAACAACAAGCUGUUCCUGUGAAUGAGCAGUUGCCAGAGAAUGUUUCAACAUUAAAAGAAGCAUUCCCUGAUAUUGAUGUAGAUAUUAUUGAGGCCAUACUUCAAACACAGAAUGGUAAUGUCGAAUCAUCGUUUGAAGUACUAUUAGGCAUGUCUGAUCCCAACUACCAACCUACACCUCCUCCUAUGCCUCCACGACCUCAGACAAAUACUAAUGCACCUUAUACUUAUUAUGAACAACCACAAGCGACAACGUUAGAGGAACAGCUUCGGUUGGAUGAAGAGUUUGCCAAGAAAUUGGCUAUGGAAGAUGAAUUAAGAGCCAGACAACGUCGUCAACAACAACCUGCGAGACAAGACCAAGAAAGAAGUGAACAAGAUUCUAUUUUCAAUCUCCAAGAGGAAUUGCCAAUUAUAAAAGAAAAAGUAAAGGAAGCAGGCAAUGCUGCUAAACGAAAAGUACUUGAUCUCUAUAACCAAUUCAAAGCUUCCAGAAAUAACAACAGUUUUAAUUCAAAUCCAUCAGCUGGUGGGUCAUCAAUACCAACAACCAACGCUCACUACAAGGGAUUACCAAGUGAUGAUGGGGACGAUCUUUUGACGGGAGAUAUAUCAGCACUUCACUUGUCAGAUUAUGAUGUAUAUACAAAGACGAACAACAUCAUCAAAAGACAAAAUAGCGAAAAGAGUGAGUGAUAAUAAAAUAGAAUGCAAAGGAGUGACAGCUGACGUUUAUAGAUAAUGAUGUAAUUCAUGUACAUCCACCUGCAGGAAAUAUGUCUAUACACACUUCCACACCAGAUGAACAGCUUAGGGCAGACGAAGAUUUCGCUAGGCAACUUGCAGAACAAGAGGAGUUAGGUAAUAUUUACCUUGAU
Rhizopus microsporus ATCC 52813 is the source of this 1010-nucleotide messenger RNA. RefSeq lists its product as uncharacterized. The coding region runs from base 40 to 828 and encodes 262 amino acids. Gene Ontology annotation, biological process: ubiquitin-dependent protein catabolic process. The record is from RefSeq and is a predicted model, not a curated record. Lineage: Eukaryota; Fungi; Mucoromycota; Mucoromycetes; Mucorales; Rhizopodaceae. Gene Ontology annotation, molecular function: ubiquitin binding; ubiquitin conjugating enzyme binding. Gene Ontology annotation, cellular component: cytoplasm. The transcript is spliced from 5 exons.